Diversispora eburnea is the source of this 879-nucleotide messenger RNA. The record is from the annotation of a GenBank genome assembly. NCBI's taxonomy places the organism in Eukaryota, Fungi, Glomeromycota, Glomeromycetes, Diversisporales, Diversisporaceae.
AUGGCGUAUUUUAAACGUCGUCUUGCUUCUUUCGUUAUUCUAUUUCUUUUAUUUAUCUUACCUGGCACACAAGCCUGGGAACAACUUGACCAUGAAAUUUUUGAUCUUGUUGACCAGUUGACGAUGAAUGAAGGAGAAGAAGCUACAUUUUACUCUUUACUUGGGAUAGAACCUUCAGCCACAGAAAAAGAAAUCGGGAGAGCAUAUAGAAAGCUCUCAUUAGCUUUGCAUCCCGAUAAAAAUCCUGAUGAAGAUAGCAAGGAAAAGUUUGCGUUAUUAGGUUCUAUCACAGCAAUACUUCGUAAUUCAGAAAAUCGAGAACGUUAUAAUUUUUUUCUAAAAAAUGGUGUUCCCAAAUGGAGAGGAACUGGCUGGUACUAUAGUCGUUAUCGACCAGGUCUUACGGGAGUUCUUACCGGUCUAUUUGUGUUAUGUUCCUUUUUACAUUAUCUUGUUAUGUGGGUGAACUUUUUUCAAGAGAAAAAACGAGUUCGUUUUUUCAUGAAUCAAGCUAGAGAAAAUGCAUGGGGUAAACGAAUGAAAAAACAAUAUACUAGAAAGAAAGUUUCUGUACAAGAUAAACAAUUCAUUGUAGAUGGAGAUCAGGUGGCAUUUCUCACUGAUGAAGGAGAAUUUGUGCUGAGCGAAGAUGAAGUUGCCAAACCUGGCUUAGGUGAUUUAUUUCCAGUUUUGGUUUAUAAGAAAGUUUUAAAUAAAAUUUUGAUAGGUCUUAAGAAAAAAUCACUUAAAGAAAAGGAAACAUCCCAUGAUGAUAAAGAACCAUUUUCUAGUGAUGAUGAACGAAGUGAAGCAGGUGAUAAUCCAAAGAGUAGAGUACGCCGACGUAAAUUAGACAGAAGAAUUAAACCGAAACAUUAA